GAAAAGGGAUGUCGGCUCGUGUGUCUGUGACUUACAAGCAGCAAACGAGGCAGUUGCCUUUCUCAUAUUACCAAGAGACACAAGCAAGGAAGGCUUAGCUGCCGUUUUACGGCAACGUCAGGAUGGAAAUGAAACAGGAAACGUGUGACAUAAGUGCCACGGAGAUAAUGACUGUAACAGUUAAAGAGGAGGACUGUGAGUGGGGGUCCGUCCACUCCGAACAGGAGAGUCUGGGCGUUACAGAUGAGGAUUAUGAACUGGUGACCGUGGGCAUUAAAGAAGAAGCUGAGGAGAUGGCGGUCAUUGGCGAGAUGCACAAACAUAGAAGCGUGGAGCCCGUUGACUUCAAGGUGAGGUCUGGGCCUUUCAAAUCUGACACAAAGAGGACUGAGGAGAUCUCAACAGGAGCAAGGGACAUUUUGACACCGGCUACUUCUCACUUCAAUCCUCAGUCUGCUGUGAAACUAACAAGGACAGAUAAAAGGAGCACUCAACAGCAGAUGCACAGUACAAGUUCAUCAGAUAUGUCUGAUGUCCAAAAGCAGAAGAACAGUUUAAAUCCAAAAUCUACAGCCAGUGAUAACCAGGACUGUCCUUCAAGUAAGAAGCCACACUGCUGUACUGAAUGUGGCAAACGCUUCUCUUGUAGUAGCCUACUUAAGAGUCACAUGAGAAUUCACACUGGAGAGAAGCCCUAUUGCUGUUCUGAAUGCGACAAACAAUUCUCCCAGAUGAGCCACCUUCGAACCCACAGACGAAUUCACAGUGGAGAGAAACCAUACUGCUGUUCAGAAUGUGGCAAGCAGUUCUCGCAAUCAGGCAGUCUUUAUAACCACAGAAGAAUCCACACGGGGCAGAAGCCAUUUACCUGUGCCGAGUGUGGCCAAAAAUUUGUUAGCAGUAGUACUCUUCAGAUACACACAAGAAUUCACACUGGGGAGAAGCCAUAUUGCUGUUCUGAAUGCGGCAAGCAAUUCUCCAAAAUAGGUAAUCUGCAGGCCCACCAGACCAUUCACACUGGGGAGAAGCCAUAUUGUUGUUCUGAGUGUGGAAAAAAAUUCUCAAAGGUCGUCAAUCUGAAGAAGCACAGAAGAAUUCACACCGGAGAACGGCCGUAUUCCUGCUCUGAAUGCGGCAAGCGAUUCUACAGCAGUAGCCACCUGCGAAGACAUGCGAGAAUUCAUACCGGAGAGAAGUCUUACUGCUGUGGGGAAUGUGGAAAACGUUUCACCACCAGUAGUAACCUUCAGCAACACACAAAAGUCCAUGCUAAAGAGAAGUUUUGUCUCCAGAUGCACAUAUUACACGUCUGGCUUUGCAAAACUACAAUGCAGAUGGAUGUGAUCGAGGAGACGUGUAAGCCUGACACGAAUAUCAUGGAGGUAAUAGCUGUAAGGAUUAAGGAGGAGGACUGUGAGUGGGAGUCCAUCCACCCUGAACAGGAGCGUCUCUCCAUUCCUAAUAAGGACUGUGAUCCGGGGUCAGUGGGCCCUAAAGAAGAGGCCGAGGAGAAGUCUGUCAGCAUUGAGACCCAUGACCGCACAAAUAUAAAGAGUGCGGAGGAAGACGACCUUUACUACGGGUGUCAAGAUGGAGCGGUGACCGGGUUAGACUCUUCUCAAAGCAGGUACUCUUCAUCUCGGGAACCCUCUGUCAAUGAGGUAGAAUCUGACACAAAGAACACUGAAGAAAUCUCAUCUUUUAGAACUUUGGAAGAUCAACCACCACCUUCUAAUCCGUCUGGAAAAAGAGGCAAACCUCACUGCUGUUCUGAGUGUGGCAAGCAGUUUUUUGACAGGAGCACCCUGCUGAGACACAUUAAAAUUCACACCGGAUUGAAGCCAUAUUGCUGUAAUGAAUGUGGCAAACCAUUCUCGCGAAUGAGCAAUCUGCAGAGACACACAAAAAUUCACACCGGAGAACCCCGUGAAAAGCUCUACAGCUGUUCUGAAUGCGGCAAAAGUUUCUCCCAGAGGAGCCAUCUUCACCGUCACAAAAUCAUUCACACCGGAGAGAAGCCAUACUGCUGUUCGGAAUGUGGCAAGAGAUUCUCACGAACCACCAGUCUUCAGAGCCAUCAAAGAGUUCACACAGGCGAGAAGCCGUAUUGCUGUUUGGAAUGUGGCAAACACUUCUGCGACAGUACGACGCUUCAGAGACACGCGAGAAUUCACACGGGAGAGAAGCCAUAUUGCUGUUUGCAGUGUGGCAAACAGUUCUCCCACAGGAGUACUCUACAGAGGCACACAAGAAUUCACACUGGGGAGAAGCCAUAUUGCUGCUCUGAAUGUGGCAAACAGUUCUCCCGCAGGAGUAAUCUUCGGGUGCACAUUAGAACUCACACUAAGGAGCGACCAUAUUCCUGUUCGGAAUGUGGGCGAGGAUUCUGUCACAGGAGUCACCUCUGGAGACACAUUAGAAUUCACAACGAAGAGAAGCCAUAUUGCUGCAAUGAAUGCGGCAAGAAAUUUUUGCGAAUGAGCCAUCUUCAGAGCCACACGAGAAUUCACACCGGAGAGAAACCCUUUUGCUGUUCUGAAUGCGGCAAACAAUUUGCACACAUGAUCAGCCUUAAAAGACACUCUGCGGUUCAUACGGGAGAGAAGGAGUAAGUUGGUGGGUGAAGAAGGAAGAAAUGGAGGAAAGGAGUAAAUACUCAAAUCUAUGAGUAGCUUUCAUGUGGGUGGGGGAAGCUUCAUUUAUUUUCAAGAUCCAUGCACAAUCUCAUCAAGAUAAAACUAACCUUGUAGUUUUGAAAAAGAUUUCAAUUCAUACUGGACCCUUGUUCCCCGGAAUUAAAGGUGUCCACCCUUUGUCCCGGCACUAGGGUAGGUGAUGGCGAUAGCAAUAGUGCAAAAGGGAGAAGACCUCCAAUGUGGUGUUAGCCUCGAUGAACAGUGUCGUAGCCUCGAUGAACAGUGUCGCUGGCUCCCCCCCGAAAUGUGACAGUCAAGGACACAAUAGCUUCACUCGAGUAAUAAAUUAAGAGAAGUGGACACAAUCCAGGGGUCAUGUGGAGAUGAAGAACAGAUCAUUGACUGGUACUUUGAUGGAACAAAUCCAGAAUGCCUGCCUGGAGGGCUCACACAACACGUUAAUCCCAGCAUCCAAAUAAAGUAAAAUAACUGAUGCUAACCCAAGAUCUCUAAUAGCGUUAUUAAAGCUCGAGUCAUUUAUCAUAGUGAAG
Erpetoichthys calabaricus (reedfish) is the source of this 3187-nucleotide messenger RNA. RefSeq names its product zinc finger protein 665-like. Gene Ontology annotation, molecular function: RNA polymerase II cis-regulatory region sequence-specific DNA binding; DNA-binding transcription factor activity, RNA polymerase II-specific. Gene Ontology annotation, biological process: regulation of DNA-templated transcription. NCBI's taxonomy places the organism in Eukaryota, Metazoa, Chordata, Cladistia, Polypteriformes, Polypteridae. The record is from RefSeq and is a predicted model, not a curated record. The coding region runs from base 123 to 2612 and encodes 829 amino acids. The transcript has 6 exons.